Molecule: messenger RNA, 2252 nt
Organism: Dimorphilus gyrociliatus
Lineage: Eukaryota; Metazoa; Annelida; Polychaeta; Dinophilidae
Source: the annotation of a GenBank genome assembly
ACAUAUAUCUUCUGUUAUAUUGCAGACGACACAAACGUGUUGUUAUAAUUUAGUAUCAGAUAUGCUUAAUAGUUUAUCGCUUGUUCCUCUUUUUCUUCUCAGUCUGGACAUUCACCUCAGUGGUUUGUCUUUUACUAUUUAUUAAUUUUUUUCAUUUAUAACUUUUACUUAAUCACUCUGACAAGAGUUAUUUCAUUUUUGCUUAAGUUAAUGAUAGGUUUCUUAUAAGAAAUUAUUAUAAAUGACUUUUAGGAGGGACUGUCGCUCAUACUGGCGUGAAAGGUUACUCCAGUUUGACUGCUUUAUUUCUCGCAACUUGGUCAACAUUAAGUGAAGGCAAGUAGUAUUAUACAAGUGUUUGCUUAUGAUUUCAUGUUUAUAGUUUCAUAUUGUCUACAUCUCUUUAUAUAUUUCUUUACAUCUGACGGUAUUUAUGAACAAUACACCGUUGAGUUAAGUUGUAGAAGUUGUCUUGAUCGAAUUCUACAGCUAUACCUUGUCUAAUAACAAUCAUCAUUUUCUUAGGAGUUACAGCAUCUACUGAAGAUGUUGAUAAACACUUAGAAAUGGGUAAGAAAAUGUUGGCAGGCGGUCAAUUGAAAGACGCUCUUCUUCAUUACAGUGCGGCUGUGGAUGGAGAUCCAAGCAAUUAUCAAACAUAUUAUAAAAGAGCAACAGUUCUACUGGCCUUAGGAAAGUCCAAAUCAGCACUACCUGAUUUAGAUAAAGUUAUAGAAAUGAAACCGGAUUUUAAUGCAGCAAGACUGCAAAGAGGUAAUGUAAAAUUGAAGCAAGGAAAACUAGAUGAAGCGUCCACAGAUUUUCAAGAAGUAAUUAAUAGGGAUCCGACAAAUAAAGAUGCAGAAAACCAACAAAAGUUAAUUAAACCUCUAAAAAUAGAUAUUAAAGAAGCAAUGGAAUUGAUUGAAGAUGAAAAUUAUAACGAUGCCAUAGCUUUAUUAACAAGAUGUAUUGAAAUUUGUCCAUGGGAUCCAGAGCUACAUGAAAAAAGGGCAGAGUGUCACAUUGCUCAGGGAGACUACCUCAAAGCAAUUAAUGAUAUCAGACCAACAACGAAGUUGAGGAAUGAUAAUACCGAAGGAUAUUUGAAAUUAAGCGGCCUUUAUUAUAAUAUGGGAGACGCUGAGGAAUCUCAAAUACGAGAAUGUCUUAAAUUGGAUCCAGAUCAUAAACGGUGUCAUGACCAUUACAAAAAGGUAAAAAAACUUUCCAAGCAAAUGUCCAGUGCUCAAAAGUAUAUUAACGAAAACAAAUGGAAAGAAUGUAUUGAAAAAUCACGCGUUAUGCUUAAAACAGAGAAUAAAGUCAAUGCCUACAUACUGAAGGCUCAUUCUCAUUUGUGUCAUUGUAACAUGAAGGACGGUAAUAUUAAAGAAGCAUUCAGUGAAUGUAACAAAGUUCUAAAUAUGGAUGAAAAUAACAUUUACGCUCUCUGUGAUCGAGGAGAUACUUAUAUCAUAAAUGAGCAAUACGAAGAAGCUGUUAAUGACUACCAAAAGGCAAAUCAAAUAGACAAAGAGAACUCCAGAGUUCACGAAGGUCUAAACAGAGCAGAAAAAUUAUUAAAGCAAUCAAAGAAAAGAGAUUACUACAAAAUUUUAGGAGUGAAGAGAAAUGCUAACAAGAAAGAGAUCUUAAAAUCCUAUAGACAAUUAGCAGCAAAAUGGCAUCCAGACAAAUAUGAAGGAGCAGAUAAAAAGUCUGCAGAAAAAGCUUUUAUUGAUAUUGCUGCUGCUAAGGAAGUUUUAACGGAUCCUGAAAAACGUUCAAAGUUCGACAACGGUGAAGAUCCCCUAGAUGCCGAAGAACAAGCCCAACAAAAUCAUGGUUUUCAUGGAUUUAACCCAUUCGAGUCAAGUGGCUUUCAAUUCAAUUUGGGAAGAAAUAAGUUCAUCUACCCAAAGCUGGAUGAAACUCAAUUGGAAGAAACUCUGACAAGUGGACAUGGUCCUGGGGGACAGUCUGUAAACAAAACAACAAAUUGUGUCGUCUUACGUCAUAAGCCGACAGGAUUGUUUGUAAAAUGUCACGAAUCACGGGAUCUUAAUGUUAAUAAAAAAUUGGCUAGAAUAAGACUUCAAGAAAAGCUGGAUUUACAUCAAAACAAAUCGCGUAGUUUACAAUCAAUGGCUAAAAAAGAUGCAGCCAGGAAGCGAGCUCAAAAGGUGAAAAAAACAAACGAACGUCUUCAAAAAUUAGCUGCAUUCAAAGAACGUGAGGGGUUGUCUUGA